GCGGCGGCAUGUCCUGAGGCGGCGGCGCGGAGCCGGGCCCGCAGCCGGGCCCCACCACGGAGGGGUCGGUGGAGCAGCGGGCCAAGGGCCGGGCCCCCAUGAAGGACAAGGAGGCGGGGGCGGAGCGGGGCAAGCCCGCCACUUACACCGGCGAGAAGAAGGCGCGCAUGGCGGCCAAGACCAACAAGAAGUGGGUGCGCCUGGCCACCGUGCUGGCCUACGUCCUCUCCGUGUCGCUGGCCGCCAUCGUCCUCGCCGUCUACUACAGCCUCAUCUGGCAGCCGGUGCGCGGCGGCUCCGGCCCCGGCCCUGCCGCCGCCACCGCCUCGCAGCCCCGCGCCGCGCCGCCGGGCCCCGCCGCCAGCCCCGCGCCCGGCCCCCCGCGGGACGCGCCGCCGCCGCCGCCCCCCGGCCCCGGCCCCACGGACAUGGACUCGGAGCGUCCGGACGCGUCCUCGCCGCCGCCCGGGGCCGAGGCGGGCGCUGCGGGAGGCCCCUGA
Neopsephotus bourkii (Bourke's parrot) is the source of this 500-nucleotide messenger RNA. It is a transcript of the gene INAFM2, whose product is annotated as InaF motif containing 2. The transcript has a single exon. Bases 99 to 500 code for a protein of 133 amino acids. Lineage: Eukaryota; Metazoa; Chordata; Aves; Psittaciformes; Psittacidae. The record is from RefSeq and is a predicted model, not a curated record.